Messenger RNA from Carassius auratus (goldfish), 4098 nucleotides. It is a transcript of the gene fbxw8, whose product is annotated as F-box and WD repeat domain containing 8. The transcript is spliced from 11 exons. Gene Ontology annotation, molecular function: protein binding. The record is from RefSeq and is a predicted model, not a curated record. NCBI's taxonomy places the organism in Eukaryota, Metazoa, Chordata, Actinopteri, Cypriniformes, Cyprinidae. The coding region runs from base 258 to 2144 and encodes 628 amino acids.
UCGCGGGGUCUCUGGUGAUGCUCGAAAUGCUGUCUAUGUAGACAGCUCACUAGUUUCUGACACACAGCCUUUGUCUUGUGUUGUAAAUAAUUGUUCGUUCGGGUGGGUGAGGAAUAUGCGCCACGCGGAACAAUUUCGCCUGAACACGAUGUCCCAGCCGAGGCCAUUUCGCGGUCGGAUCGCUGUUUGUUUUGAUGCCAACAGCGGGGUUCCACAAGACUUGCGUGUGAAUGAAAACGCAGCGUGAUUAAUUAGGGAUGGAAGAGAACGAGCUUUCGACCUUCCGAGAGCGAUGGAAACAGGAGUUAAAGAAAAAUACCAAGACAUCAUGUAAAGACAAAGAGGGAUAUUUUGGCCAUCCCAGCAAAGACAGCUCAUCUCUUCACCAGAGCGCGAGCUUUUGGGAGAAACAGAGCAAUGCGGCGCAGCAAAGUCAGCAAACACCAAAAGACCAGCCGCAGUAUUUGUCGAUCGCCGAGGGUUUGUUGGACGGCAGAAGCAGUCCACUGCUGGACAGAAUCGAGCAGGAGCGAACGCGCAGGAGGCGCGCUCCCGAUAGCGAGGCGCUCAACACGGAUGCACCCCACAAAAAAGUCAACAAGUGCCAGAAACUGCUCGAGCAGUUCCUUCAGGACCUGAAUGAGAUGAAUGACAUCCCAUUCUUUGAUGUGGAGUUGCCUUAUGAACUGGCGCUCAAGAUUUUCUACUUCCUGGGCAGAACAGAUCUAGGACGUUGUGCCCAGGUGUCUAAAUCCUGGAAGGUGCUGGCUGAGGAUGAGGUCCUGUGGCAUAGAUUGUGCCUGGAGGAAGGUUAUCACAAUGGGGCAAGUAUCUCUGACUCCCCAUGCUGGAAGAGCACUCUUCGAGACUGCCGCAACACUGAGAGCAUGGUGAAGUCAAACUGGAAGAAUCGUGUUGGGUCCAUUCGUCAUCUGCAGUUUGAGUUAGGAAAGGUGUUGUGUGACGUCAGUUCCUGUGCUGGUCUUGUGAUUGCUGGCUACACCUCUGGGGAUGUCUGCCUGUGGGACACUCUUCACUGGGACAAAUCUUACCUGCGCCCUACACAUUUCAUCAGAAAUGAAACCCCUGCACCUUAUGUUAGUCACGUACGCGUCAAUAAGACCGUAGCCACAGCCGCUUAUGAGAAUGGCUGUGUAGAUGUGUGGAGCACUGAAACCGGUCUUGAGCCCAUCCAUCAGUACCAGCACCUCCAGAGGGUUCAUGCUUUGGAUCUAAGUCCCGAUAGUCCGGUUUUGGUCUCUGCAUCAGGACCGGAUGUGCGAGUGGACUCCCCAGAUGAGCAGAGCUACUGGAGAUCACCGUGUCUCAUUCAGUUACCAAAGCCUGUAGAUGGGGUGUUUGUGGUGCCAGGGAGGCGGGACUUCCCUUUGGUCACAGCGUGGGCAGGUGAGAGUGUUUACCUGCUGGAUUCCAGAAGGAAUGAAGAACAGGAACCAAGAGUUCUUCACUCUGUAUACGGCCAUCCAGUGACUUGUGUAGAAGUGUCACCCGGCAGAGCUGCACUGGGGAUCAAGGGCAGCGGAUGGGCCAUGAGCGACGGGGGAAACAAGAUUCAGGUGUACAGCCUGGAGACCAGCCAGUGCGAGCUGACCGUGGGGAACUCGGCGGGAAACUUCACCUGCGUCGACCUGAGAGACAGCCACCCUCACCUGCUGGUGUGUGGGAACAAAGACAGGCGCGUGAGAGUGUUUGACUUGCGUACGGGCUCCUCAGUCAUCUCUUUAUAUGCCCAUCACAUGGGCGUGACCACCAUCCAGGCAGAUGAUUGGAAGAUCGUAAGCGGCGGUGGCGAGGGAUUGGUCUGUGUGUGGGAAAUGAGGAUAAGAGCCAAACUCUGGGAAAUGCACAACAGACACCCGGUUCGCCACAUACAGUUCAACAGCAGCUCCCUGGUGACGGCCAACGUCCCCAAUGAGAAGAACCCUCGCGGGGCUUGUAUCACAGACGAUGACCUCACCGCUCACCGCAGGUACAGAGGACUGAUCUGUCACUAUGAUUUCUCAAUGGACUCGUCUACCCCGGAUCAUGUCCUGCCCAUCUGCAGGUCCAACUACACUGAGUCCUCUGGAUACAACUAUAACAUUGGCUUGGCGAUGCCGUAUGAUGUACUGAAAAUCACCUAGGUUGGCAUCUUAUUCUCUGUUCUUUUAGGAUCAGUCGCAGUGGAAAGAUUGAUAUUGAAUUUGCUAUUUUAAAAUGAUACGGGGACAUAUUUCUUAAAAAAAAAAUGAAUAAUAAUAAUUUAAUCAUAAAUAAUGUAAUUUCAAAACUGUGGCCCUUUAAGAUCUAUGGACUGUAUGGACUAGAAUUGUGUACAUUUUUACUUGUCUUGUCUCAUUUUAGUAUACACUAUCAUAAUAUUAAAUCAUCUGAGAAGAUGAAAUACAAAUGAUACAAAAUGAAGUUUAAGUGGUUUCAUAACUCUCUGCAGUCUGUAAUGCACUACACAAAGGUAGUUUGAUUGAUUUUUUUUUUAAUUUUAUACAGGGUUUCCACGGGGUUGUAAAAGGUAGUAAAUUAAAUUAUGCCAAAUUAAGGCCAGUAAAAAGUAGUAAACGUCAUCUGACGAGGUAGUAAAUUUUCGAAGCCCCGUCUAACUGGGUCUAUAUCCAUAGACAGUAAAAGAAAUAUCAUGGGUGUCCAAACCGCGGCCCGUAGUCCAGUUUUUAUUGGCCCACAGCCAGGGUACAAAAUUAACAAGCGCCAAGUGCGGUUAGAUUUUCCGUUUGGUGACAGUGAAGUGCCAGUUUAGGCGUCUGGUCUAUUUUUUACGCGAUCCGCGUCAAUUCCAGAAGGAAGUCACACCAAGAAACAUGAAAUAAUCCGGUCAAUUGUCAAAAUAGAAGCAAUUUUCAAAUUAAAAUACCGUGAGUGACAAAUGUGAUCAUAGGUGUGAACAGGCAGGCGGCGGACCGCGCGUGAUUUUCCGUUCCGCGUCGCUUCGGCGUCCGGUGUGAAACAGGCUUAAUCUCAAAAGGCUGUCCGCAACAUUGGCGGGUGAAUGUUCAUCAUACCAAAAUAAUAAAAAAAAGAUAUUACAAUUUCCUUUUGUAAUAUUAUGAUGCCUUGAAAUUAGUUCAAAUCUCCUGAGAAUCUAGAGCGAGUGAGCAAAAGCGCGCAUGCAAACCGUACCGUGUAGCGAGCGCACGGCAGAGAGGGAGAGACCUUGCGUGUGUGUGUUUGUGUGUGUGUGUGUGUGUGUGUGUGUGUGUGUCUCUCUCUCUCUCAUGCAGUGGUGACGCGUUUAUAUAAACGGCACCUAAACACUGUAAAAAAAUAUUAUGACAUUUUAAUUGUUUAUUAAUAAACACGUGUUUCUGUGUAAGCUGCAAAGAUGAGGAUGACACUGACUCGCGAUCUUCGCAGUAGUGAACGCACCGGAGAAAAAUGCUUUUCUUACGGAUUAGCCAGGGGCGGACUGGCCAUUGGGAGCACCGGGACAUUUGUAGCCUAGUGUACAAUGCUUAUUUAUUUUGAAGGUGACGAAGGAAGCAACAGUAGCACUAGUGCUGUUAGUGCUCCUGCUGUUGAACACGAGAGGGUGGACAGUUCAGCUUUUGAGUCAGAGAAAAUUCAGCUAAAGUUUAAGCUAUAAGCAAAACUAAACAUGCUGGCUAUAGUCUUAGAAAAAUAUGUGCUUUUAUGAUUUAUAAGGUCAUCAGUAGUAGGACUGUGAUCAUUGGGACAUACAAUUGAUCUGUGAGGAGAGUAGCCUAGGCUACCUAUACGCUGAGUUUCGGUUCAUGUCUGAACGUGUUGUGAUUAUACAAAAUAAUGAAACAUGGGUUAAAAUUAAGAUAAAAUUAAUACAAAACGAAAUUUGUUUCAAAGAGGGACUUUGUUUUCUCUGUUUGAUGUUUUCUCUCUCUCUCUCUCUCUCUCUCUCUGUGUGUGUUGGACAGUGCUUGGCUUGUGUCCAGUGUUGAAGUUAUUUGUUUAUUAAUGAAAUACUGUUAUUCUAGUGUACAAUUGCACUUUAUUAUUACACAUUGUGUAGCUGUUCAUUCUAAAGGUCUGUCUUCUAAUUUUUAUGUAAUUGUUACUCUUUGACAUAUUGAGUAAAUCCAAUGGACCAAG